UAGGAGGUAUGGAUCCUUGCGAGUGUUUAUCUUUAAAGUUUAAAAUGCUAAAAUAAUUUUAACUAAUAAUUUUUGCUGCAGUGUGAAAUUUGAAUUAUAUGUAUAUAUCCGUUUAAUUUAUGAAUCAAUUGCUAGAAAAUAACAUUGUGGACAUUUAUACGUAAUGAGUGAGAAAGAAAUUGUGUGUGCAGCCUUAGACAACACUUCCUUAAAACAAGAAGGGAAUCUUGGAAAUUCAAAUACUACAUGUGCAGUUCAAGAAAAAUUAUUAAAUUCUGUUGGAAGUGAAGAUGUGACUGUUGGGCUGCAACCUGAUGAGAAAAAUGAUCAUGAGGACUCAGAACAAGAAGAGUUUGAGGAAGAUGUAAUGACUGGUUCUUAUGGGGAAAUAUCAUUGGAUCGUGAACUCCUUUCUUGUGCAAAAAAUAGUGAUUUUCAGGACAGCAGAGAAGAUGAGAAACAGUCAAAUGAAAAUGGUGAAGAGUGUGCAAAUGAAGAAGCUGUGAGAGAAAAUAAGAGACCUGAUAGUUUAGUCUUGAUAAAAAGUUCAUCUAAUUUUUCAGCAGAUGAGUUGGUUGCUUCAGACAAAGAAUCAACAUAUGUACAGCAGGUUCACAAAAGUCAACAAACAUCUGAUGGUCGCACAAGUGAUGAAGUAUCUCCUUCUGUCAGUUCAGAAGAAUUUGCUCUGCAUUGUUCUGGACGAGGUAGGACAAACAGUGAUACAAGUGGCCUUUCAGAACUUCAGGGUACCCUAACGGUAGAUGGAGAUAUGGUAACUUUUGUUGCUGAAGACUUGCAUGAAAAGAUAAAAAUGAGCAGCCCAGUAUCUCGGUGGACAGAUUCUUCAUCUUUUCCUGGUUCUCGAUCAUCCACACCCAGCCUUCCUAGACAAGUCUUGCAAUCUAGUGUUCAUGUUAUUGACCCAAAUAUUUUAACAGAUUUGGAAAUGCAUGCUAAAAAAGUUGCUACUUGCCUUGAUACUAUGCUGGAAAAUCUUAGUGGAACAUUGCAAAGUAUUUCAUCUCUAACAGUUGAGUGCAUGGAAACGUAUGAAAAUUCAGUGUGUAAAACUUGUGAUGCUGUUGAUGUUAAUAUAAAGGCAGUAUAUCAGUUGAUGGCUAAAUGUGAAGAGUUAAGCAAUUCAAUGAAUCCACUUUAUCGGAUAUCAGGUGACAUAAAACAUAUAAAGAAAAUGUUAGAUCAGUUGGAACAUAUCGUGGAACAUAAAUCUUGAUGACCUUUUGCAUGUAUUCAGACCUUGAAAUUACUGUUGUAUGAUUUACUACUAUUGCACAGAAAAUGCAGUUUUAUUUUGUACUCUUCAAAGUGUUUUACUGAUAUAGCAUUCCUUGAUUAUAAAAAAAUGUAUGAAGACUACAUAUGAUCAUUAAAAUUAUAUGGAAAAAUUA
Molecule: messenger RNA, 1412 nt
Organism: Stegodyphus dumicola
Lineage: Eukaryota; Metazoa; Arthropoda; Arachnida; Araneae; Eresidae
Gene: BORCS6
Product: BLOC-1 related complex subunit 6
Biological process (GO): lysosome localization
Cellular component (GO): BORC complex
Source: RefSeq, a predicted model, not a curated record